Daktulosphaira vitifoliae (grape phylloxera) is the source of this 1769-nucleotide messenger RNA. RefSeq lists its product as uncharacterized. Lineage: Eukaryota; Metazoa; Arthropoda; Insecta; Hemiptera; Phylloxeridae. The transcript is spliced from 2 exons. The record is from RefSeq and is a predicted model, not a curated record. Bases 8 to 1708 code for a protein of 566 amino acids.
UGAAAGUAUGGUAAUAGGUAUCAAAAUGAAUACAUUAAGACUUUUCAUAGUUUUUUUAAAGUAUACUAAUUUUAUAGUAGCAAUUGAUUUAAUAGGUUUGCAUUGUAACUUUUCGAAAUAUAUGUUUAAUUAUUUCAAGUACGGUGAGCACUAUUUGUUCAACUUCCAAAAUACAAUUUCUGAAUUUGAAAUAAAAAAUUAUGGAUUAGCAAUCAAAUCUCACGAUGAAAUUAUAAUGAUCAUGUUAGAUGCGUUACGAGAUAUGGACGAGAAGCAUAUAGCAGAAGAUUUAAUGACCAUAAAUUUAUACUUAAAUAAUGUUUCGGGGUCAUUAAACAUGAUCGCUAAAAAUGAAAACGGCGUAUUCAGUAGAACUGAAAGCUCUCAGAAUUUACUUGAAGGCUAUAAAAUAAUUCAUCGAUCAAUUGUUGAACGAUUGGAAUACUUUAUCAAUAGCCAAUGUUCACUUGUAUCGUUUGAAAAUGAUUUCAUAUCAUACACCUAUUUUAAGGUACCGGAUAGUUACAAUCCAAAUAACUUACUUAAAGAAUUGGAACACCUAAAAAAUUACAUAUUUAUUAUUAUUAGAGAAUAUUUAAUGUGGUAUGAUAUGAAAUAUGAUAAAAUAUUAAGUAGUUACACUGACAUUGUAAAACAUUUAGCAUUGUCUUUUCGUAGGCAAUCGUAUAGUGUUUUUAAUCCUAAAAAUGUCUUCUUUUAUGAUUUAAUGGAAACUCGAUCUAAUUUAUGUGAGCUAAAAUUAUCGUCAGGUUCUCAAGCAAAACAAUAUGCUAUAUAUAAUAGUGAGCAACAACUAGAUGAUAUUUUAGAUAUGAUUCGAUAUGCUCCGUUGACAAUAAAAAGUACAAACAAUUAUCAAAUAAAGUUGUUCGAUGUGUUCCGUUUUAUAACUUUCGAUUUUGACUUAUCUAAUAUACAAGCAUUUAUAAAAUUAGUAAAUACAGCAACAGUUCAACCAAUAAUGUUCAUCAUCAAAUUUUAUUUUUCAUUAAUUAGAAAAUUCCUUUUGCAUCAUGAAUUUAAAAAUGAGGGAUUAAAAAAUGAUAUGAAAUACAAAAUCAUUACUAUGGGUCAAAAUAUUGUUGAAAAUAUGAAAUCGUUUAUGGAUUUGAAUUUAUUUGAAGAAGAAUUUACAAAUUUCAUUGAGGAUAAUUUUAAUAAGAUGUACAAACUUAUUUCAUCUUUCUCAGAUCAGAAUGAUUUGUUUAUAAGUAAAGAAAUGAAUUCGAUUUCAAAAUGUUACUAUAAUUAUCUGAGAAAAAGUAAUUUAGUUUGGAAUUACAUUCAAUUAAUGAAAGAAUUUGAAACAGAAGACAAUAUUAAUAACUUUAUUCAUUUAGCUACUAGAGAAGUAAAAAAAAUUGCUUCAUACGUUUCAGAAUUGAAAAAAUAUAAGUAUUGUUUUGAGAUUGCGAAUAAAUAUAUUCCUACGAAAUUCAUGAAUAACCGUACAUUUAAUCUUAUUUUCAGGCGUAAUGUGCCAUUCGAACAAUUAGGAAAUUACGAAGACAUAUAUCGAUCUCUUUAUUUUCCUGACGCUAAUACAAGUGACAUAAAACAACAUUACAGUGAUUAUUCAAAUGAUGAAUAUAAUGAGAUGAAUAAUGACGACAAUAAAGAUUUGGUUGUGGAAACUCAGACAUAUAACACUCCUGUAUAUCUAGUUGAUUAUUUGCUUUAUGAGUAAAUUAAUAAUGAAUUUAAAGAUAAUUUUAUCAAUAAAACUAUAAUAAUUAAUUAAAAACAAA